Messenger RNA from Pelecanus crispus (Dalmatian pelican), 3885 nucleotides. NCBI's taxonomy places the organism in Eukaryota, Metazoa, Chordata, Aves, Pelecaniformes, Pelecanidae. The record is from RefSeq and is a predicted model, not a curated record.
AUGGCCGUGCCUGAGGAAGCGGCAUCCGUGUCCCUUGUGCUGGAGAUGAGUUCCAGCCAAGCUGCGUACCCGUUCACCCCGGCAGAGAAAAGCAACUUGACGGUGGAUGCGGUGAAGCUGCACAAUGAGCUGCAGUCGGGGUCCCUGCGUUUGGAGCGGCCGAGUGACAGCGCUCAGCUCCAUAUGGAGGAGGAUGAUGCUGGUGAGGCUGCCACAGAGAAGUCCUCCGGUACCUUCCUGAGCGGGCUGAGUGACUGCACCAACGUCACCUUCAGCAAGGUGCAGCGCUUCUGGGAGUCCAACUCUGCCGCUCACAAAGAGAUCUGUGCUGUGCUGGCGGCCGUGACGGAGGUGAUCCGCUCGCAGGGGGGCAAGGAGAGCGAGACGGAGUACUUUGGCGCACUGAUGACCACGCUGGAGGCGGUGGAGUCCCCCGAGUCGCUGGCUGCUGUCGCCUACCUGCUCAACCUCGUCCUAAAGCGGGUCCCAAGCCCUGUGCUCAUAAAAAAGUUCUCAGAUGCCUCAAAAGCCUUCAUGGGUAUUGUGUCCUCGCAGGCCUGCAGCAGCUCCACCUCUGCCCUGCGAUGGGUCCUGUCUUGCUUGGCCACACUCCUGCGGAAGCAGGACUUGGCAGCCUGGAGCUACCCUGUCACCCUCCAGGUCUAUCAUGGCUUGCUGAGCUUCUGUGUUCAUACGAAGCCCAAGGUGCGGAAAGCGGCGCAGUACGGCGUGUGCUCUGUCCUGAGGGGCAGCGAGUUCAUGUUUGGAGAUGCAGCCCCUGAGCAUCACCCCGCGGCACCCUCCACCGCCAAGUUCUGCGUGCGGGAGAUCGAAAAAGCUGGAGGCACCAAAGAGGCGACCACCACCCUGCACAUCCUCGCCCUGCUGCGGGACCUGCUGCCCUGCUUCCCUGCGGCCAUGGUGAAGACUUGCUGCGAGACCUUGCUCCGAGUCAUGACCCUCAGCCACGUGCUGGUGACGGCGUGUGCCAUGCAAGCCUUCCACAGCCUCUUCAGCGCCCAGCUGUGGAAGAGGGAGGCUGAAGACAGGGUGCAGUCGCAGCAGCACUGGGCUUCCCCAGGCAGAGCCUUAUUUGGGCUGGUGACGGCGUGUGCCAUGCAAGCCUUCCACAGCCUCUUCAGCGCCCAGGAGCGGGCACACGUCAACCUGGGCAGGCUGCAGAAGGACCUGUGCUGGGCUCACCUGCCCCGGCUCUUCUCGGCCUCCAUGAACUGCUUCCUCUCCCCACACUCCCAGGUGGUGGCGGCAGCGGCGCAGACCCUGGAGGGCCCGUGCAUGACCCUUCUGAGUGAGUGCGUCGCUCCUCACAUGGAUGACCUGGGCACCAUCUCUGCAUCUGCCCCAGCCCCUGCUGCCCAUCUGUGCAAGAUGUUCAGGUCUGUGGAGGAGGGCCUGACGUAUCGUUUCCAUGCAGCGUGGGACGAGGUGCUGCGGGUGCUGGAGGUCUUCUUUGAGACGUGUGGGAAGCAAUGCCACCCCAUCAUGAGGAAGUGUCUCCGGUCCCUGUGUGACCUACGUCUCUCCCCACACUUCCCCUACACUGCUGAAGUGGACCAGGCGGUGGGGGCUGCCGUGAGUGCCAUGGGCCCCGAGGUGCUGCUGGAAGCUGUGCCCCUGGAGAUCGACGGCAAGGAGGAGACGCUGGAUUUCCCCCGCAGCUGGCUCCUGCCAGUGCUGCGGGACUACGUGCAGGGUGCGCGUCUCAGCUUCUUCACCAGCUACUUCUUGCCCUUGGCGGCCACCCUGAAAAGCAGAGGUGAGGAGGGUAGCAUGGCAGGGGUCUCAGCUGGUGCGGUCCUGGGCUCCUGGGAGUGCCAGGGUGCUCAGUGGGACGUCCCUUCCCUCCGUGGGGUCUGGACCCUGCUGCCUGGCUUCUGCACCCACCCCACGGACGUGCUGGGGGCCUUCAAGGGGCUGGCCCGCACCCUGGGCAUGGCCAUCAGCGAGCGCCCGGACCUGCGCCCCACCGUGUGCCAGGCCUUGCGCACCCUCAUCCACAAAGGAUGCGAGACAGAUGCGGAGCGGGCAGAAGUGGGUCGCUUUGCCAAAAAUUUCUUGCCCAUCCUGUUCAAUGUGUACAGCCAGCCCGAGGAAGAUGGGGGCAGCAGCGCUCAGCGCCGCUCUGUGCUGGACACUGUCCGUGCUUAUCUGACCAUCACCGACCCCCAGAUGGUGUGUGGGUUCCUGCAGAAAGCCAGCGAGAAGCUGACCAGUCCUGAGAGCUCUGAGUUUGCCAGACUCUCCAUCCUGGACCUGGUGGUGGCAAUGGCACCCUAUGCUGAUGAGCAGUCCCUGGGCUCCCUGUACCGCACCAUCCAGCCUUCUCUCCAGAGCAAGGAGCGCAGCAUGCAGAAGAAGGCGUACCGCGUGCUGGAGGAGGUGUGUGCCGCUCCCCAUGCCCCCUGCCAGGCCUUCAUCCGCUCCCACCUGCCAGAUCUGCAGGCAGCACUGCUGGACUCGCUCAAAAGUGCGGCGUCCCCGGCCAAGAGGCCCCGGCUGAAGUGCCUGUUCCACAUCGUGAAGCAGCUCUCCGCAGAGCAUGAGCCCUUCAUCACUGCCCUGGUCCCAGAGGUCAUCCUCUGCACCAAGGAGGUGUCAGUGGGGGCCCGCAAGAACGCCUUCGUGCUGCUCGUGGAGAUGGCUCAUGCCUUCAUCCGCUUUGGGCCCACCCCCCAAGAGGCCAUGCAGCGGUUCCUGCUCCUGGUCUACGCGGGGCUCACAGGCUCGGUCACCAUGAUCAGCUGCACAGUGCUGGCACUGACCCGCCUGUUCUUUGAGUUCAAAGAUCACCUGGAGCUGAGCGUGGUGGAGCAGCUCCUGCAGAACGUCUGCCUGCUGUUGGCCUCCCGCACGCGGGACGUGGUGAAGGCAGCCCUGGGCUUCAUCAAGGUCACGCUGCUGCUGGUUGACACCAAGCUGCUGGCCAAGCACGUCCAGGAGAUGCUGGAGGCUGUGGGGAACCUUUCGGAUGACAUGAGACGCCACUUCCGUAUGAAGCUGCGAAACCUCUUCACCAAGUUCAUCCGCAAGUUUGGCUUCGAGCUGGUGAAGGGACUGCUGCCGGCCGAGUACCACAAGGUGCUGGUGAACAUCCGCAAGGCGGAAAGCCGGAGCCGCAAGCAGCGCGCCCUGAGGCAGGCGGCUGCGGAUACAGAUGAAGAGGAGGCACCACCGGCACAGCCCAGAGGAGACAGCAUGGAGGAGAUCCUGGCUGACUCAGAGGACGAGGAGGAGGAAGAGGAGGAACGGCAGCGGAGCAAGGAGUGGAGGAAGCAAGCACGGCAGAAGGGGCAGGCCUGGCUGAAGGAAGGGGAAGAGGAUGAGCCCCUCAACUUCCUGGACCCCAACGUGUCCCAGCGGGUGCUGGCCACCAAGCCAGGCCCCAGGCGUUCCAGAGGAGUGAGCCACAACUUCCAGGUGUCUGAGGACGGGCGCCUGAUCAUCCAUGAAGAGGAGGAGGAGGUGGACGGUGAUGAAGCCAAAGGAGCAGACGAGGAGAUGGCAGACGUGCUGCAAGAUGUGGGUCUCCGCAGUAAGAAAAACCAGAAGCGUCGGUUCAGAGAAGAGCCAGAUGAUGAGGAACCCGACGGCACCUACCCUCAGUACAGAGCUGGAGGCUCUGGGAUCCACCGGCAGCUGGACAAGGAGCCAGCCUUCGGUGCGGAGUACAGAUCCAAGAAAGGCAAAGGCGAUGUGAAGAAGAAGGGCCAGCUCGACCCCUACGCCUACAUCCCCCUGAACAGAGCUAGACUCAACAAAAGGAAGCGGGCGAAAAUGCAGGGCCAGUUCAAGGGCCUGAUGAAGGGUGCCCAGCGUGGGGCCAAGGCUGGCCGCAGGAAACGUCUGAAGGCCCAGCGCCCCUGA